Molecule: messenger RNA, 658 nt
Organism: Drosophila rhopaloa
Lineage: Eukaryota; Metazoa; Arthropoda; Insecta; Diptera; Drosophilidae
Exons: 2
Coding region: 116-583 (155 amino acids)
Biological process (GO): RNA catabolic process
Cellular component (GO): ribonuclease H2 complex
Source: RefSeq, a predicted model, not a curated record
GGCAAUCAGCUGUGCCUCGCACCACAAAAAGGGUCUGCAACGUUGUUCAACACUUUACCACACAUUUUGGCGGCGUUUCUGUUUACUUUUAUAUUUUUCAAUAAUUAAUAAAGCAAUGUCGAUUGUUCUGGAUUUUAAUGGCAAGAAUCUAGCCAAAAGCAAGACAAUGGAUCUCCAUUAUCUGCCAGCCAAAAUAGACGGCGAUGGCGAGGCAAAUGUGGAGCAAUACUUUAACAACUACACAAGGGAAGCAACCGAAUGUGGUAAUGGAAUAUUGACAAACUCCUUGCGCGGAUAUCCUUUGGUGGGGGAGCAGCUCAAAGUGCCAGAACAAUAUCGAGGAUUAGUUCUCCAGGAAACGGAGAAGUCCAUAAACAAAUCAAUCGACAGACAGCUGCGGCUCACGGGAGUUUUCGAGGAGUUUACAUACUGGAAUUACGAUAAAGUACCCUCCAACGGCGAUGCCUACCGACAGGCGCUCCUCAUGGCGGAUGUGGGCCAGGCUCUCACACAACACAUUAGCGAGCAGGAUCUAGAAGCAGAAAUAGCACGAAACAAAGAGAACACCAAGGAACACGCAUAAUUCUUAGGCGCGCUUACAGCGUUUAUUAUUAGUACUCCAAAAGCUAUUUAAAUACAUUUGUAUCUUUACAAUUCA